AUGGCCGGGCGGACAGCACGGCUGGUGUUGCUGGCUGGCGCAGCCGCGCUAGCAAGCGCCUCUCAGGGCGACCGGGAGCCGGUGUAUCGCGACUGCGUGCACCGGUGCGAGGAGCGGAACUGCUCGGGGGGCGCUCUGAGGCACUUCCGCUCCCGCCAGCCAAUCUACAUGAGCCUAGCAGGCUGGACCUGUCAGGACGACUGUAAGUAUGAGUGUAUGUGGGUCACUGUUGGCCUCUACCUCAAGGAAGGUCACAAAGUGCCUCAGUUCCAUGGCAAGUGGCCUUUCUCCCGGUUCCUGUUCUUCCAAGAGCCAGCUUCUGCCAUGGCCUCGUUCCUCAACGGUUUGGCCAGCCUGGUGAUGCUCUGCCGCUACCACACUUCUGUGCCAGCCUCCUCCCCCAUGUAUCCCACCUGCGUGGCCUUUGCCUGGGUUUCCCUCAAUGCUUGGUUCUGGUCCACAGUCUUCCACACCAAGGACACCGACCUCACAGAGAAAAUGGAUUACUUCUGUGCCUCCACCGUCAUCCUACACUCAAUCUAUCUGUGCUGUGUCAGGACCGUGGGGCUGCAGCACCCGGCUGUGGCCAGUGCCUUCCGGGCCCUCCUGCUGCUAAUGCUGACUGCGCAUGUCUCCUACCUGAGCCUCGUCCAUUUCGACUAUGGCUACAACCUGGCAGCCAAUGUGGCUAUUGGCCUGGUGAACGUGGUGUGGUGGCUGGCCUGGUGCCUGCGAAACCUGCGGCGGCUGCCUCAUGUGCGCAAGUGCAUGGUAGUGGUCCUGCUGCUACAGGGGCUGUCCCUGCUUGAGCUGCUCGACUUCCCACCUUUCUUCUGGGUCCUGGAUGCCCAUGCCAUCUGGCACAUCAGCACCAUCCCGGUCCACGUCCUCUUCUUCAGCUUCCUGGAAGAUGACAGCCUGUAUCUGCUGAAGGAAUCAGAGGCCAAGUUCAAGCUGGAUUGA
Messenger RNA from Canis lupus familiaris (dog), 963 nucleotides. RefSeq names its product post-GPI attachment to proteins phospholipase 3 (gene PGAP3). Gene Ontology annotation, cellular component: endoplasmic reticulum membrane. The record is from RefSeq and is marked provisional. The coding region runs from base 1 to 963 and encodes 320 amino acids. Gene Ontology annotation, molecular function: hydrolase activity, acting on ester bonds. NCBI's taxonomy places the organism in Eukaryota, Metazoa, Chordata, Mammalia, Carnivora, Canidae. Gene Ontology annotation, biological process: GPI anchor biosynthetic process. The transcript has 8 exons.